Messenger RNA from Haliaeetus leucocephalus (bald eagle), 3423 nucleotides. It is a transcript of the gene IRS2, whose product is annotated as insulin receptor substrate 2. Bases 1 to 3423 code for a protein of 1140 amino acids. Gene Ontology annotation, cellular component: plasma membrane; cytosol. NCBI's taxonomy places the organism in Eukaryota, Metazoa, Chordata, Aves, Accipitriformes, Accipitridae. Gene Ontology annotation, molecular function: insulin receptor binding; phosphatidylinositol 3-kinase binding. The record is from RefSeq and is a predicted model, not a curated record. Gene Ontology annotation, biological process: insulin receptor signaling pathway. The transcript has 2 exons.
AUGGCGAGCCCCGCCGUGCUGGGGCUGCUGCCCCCCCUGAGCUCCCCGCCCGGCCCCAACCUCAACAACAACAACAACAACAACCAGGGCGUGAGGAAGUGCGGGUACCUGCGCAAGCAGAAGCACGGCCACAAGCGCUUCUUCGUGCUGCGGGGCCCGGGCGGCGGGGAGGAGGCGGGGGGCGCCCGGCUGGAGUACUACGAGAGCGAGAAGAAAUGGAGGAACAAGUCCGGGGCGCCCAAGCGGGUGAUCGCCCUGGACUCCUGCCUCAACAUCAACAAGCGGGCGGACGCCAAGCACAAGUACCUCAUCGCCCUCUACACCAAGGACGAGUACUUCGCCGUGGCGGCCGAGAACGAGCAGGAGCAGGAGGGCUGGUACCGGGCGUUCACCGACCUGCUCAACGAGGGCAAGGCGGCCUGCCAGGGGUCCCCCCACCGCCACCUCGCCUCCCCCUUCUCCGCCUCCUGCAGCGCGGCCGCCGCCUCCCUGGCCGCCGCCGGCGAGGACCUCAGCUACGGGCUGAUCGCCCCGGCCGCCGCUGCCUACCGGGAGGUCUGGCAGGUGACGCUGAAGCCCAAAGGCUUGGGGCAGAGCAAAAACCUCACCGGCGUCCACCGGCUCUGCCUCUCGGCCCGCACCAUCGGCUUCGUGCGCCUCAACUGCGAGCUGCCCUCGGUCACGCUGCAGCUGAUGAACAUCCGCCGCUGCGGCCACUCCGACAGCUUCUUCUUCAUCGAGGUGGGGCGCUCGGCGGCCACCGGCCCCGGCGAGCUCUGGAUGCAGGCGGACGACUCGGUGGUGGCCCAGAACAUCCACGAGACCAUCCUGGAGGCCAUGAAGGCGCUGAAGGAGCUGUACGCCUUCCGGCCCCGCAGCAAGAGCCAGUCCUCCUCCUCCUCCUCCUCCGGUGGGGCCGCCGGGCCCGGCGGCGGCGCCUCCGCCACCCACCCCAUCACCGUGCCCGGCCGCCGGCACCACCACCUGGUCAACCUGCCCCCCAGCCAGACCGGCCUCCUCCGCCGCUCCCGCACCGACAGCCUCGCCGCCGGCGCCGGCAGCAAGUGCACGCCGUGCCGGGUGCGGACGGCCAGCGAGGGCGACGGCUGCCGGGCGGGGAAGCUGCUGCCGGUGCUGGCCGGCGGCGGCCUGCAGAGCAGCCGCUCCAUGUCCAUGCCCGCCUCCCACUCGCCCCCCUCCGCCACCAGCCCCGUCAGCCUCUCCUCCAGCAGCGGCCUGGGCUCCGAGGCGGCCCCCCCGCAUCACCCGCAGCGCCCGUCCAGCGGCAGCGCCUCCGUCUCCGGCUCCCCCAGCGACGCCGGCUUCAUGUCCUUCGACGAGUACGGCUCCAGCCCGGGCGGCGACCUGCGGCCCUUCUCCUCCUCCUCCACCGCCAGCAACCGCAGCAACACCCCCGAGUCGGUGGCCGAGACCCCCCCGGUGCGGGACCCCGGGGGCGGCACCGACCUCUACGGCUACAUGGCGAUGGAGCGGCCCCCGAGCGGCCGCCUCUGCUACCGGCCCUGCACCGACGCCGCGGCCGACCGGGGCCAUCGGAAGCGGACCUACUCCCUGACCACCCCGUGCCGGCAGCGGCCCCCCCCGCCGCAGGUCUCCUCCGCCUCCCUCGACGAGUACACGCUGAUGCGCGCCACCUUCGCCGGCAGCGCCGGCCGCCUCUUCCCCUCCUGCCAAGCCGGGGCUUCCCCCAAAGUGACCUACACCCCCUACCCCGAGGACUACGGGGACAUCGAGAUCGGCUCCCACCGCAGCUCCGGCAGCAGCAGCACCAACCUGGGGCCGCCGGCAGCGGGUGGAGGAGGAGGAGGAGGGGGGGGAGAUGACGACGGCUACAUGCCCAUGACCCCCGGCGUGGCCGCCGCCUUGGGCCAGGGAAGCCGGGGCGGCGAUGACUACAUGCCCAUGAGCCCCACCAGCGUGUCCGCCCCCAAGCAGAUCCUGCAGCCCCGGGCGGGGCUGGGUGGCGGGUCCCCGGGGAACAGGAGCGGCUACAAGACCAGCUCGCCCGGGGAGAGCUCCCCCGACGACAGCGGGUACAUGCGGAUGUGGUGCGGCUCCAGGCUCUCCGUGGAGAGCUCGGACGGGAGGCUGAGCUGCGGCGACUACAUCAACAUGUCCCCUCGGGACCCCCAGCACGGGCCCCAGGCUCCCUCCCUCACCCCCCCGGACUUCUUCUUCGCCCCUUCAGGGCACGGGCCCGGCGAGCCCCCCAAGCCCGGCUGCUAUUCGUACAGCUCCUUACCCCGCUCCUACAAGAGCCAGGGCCCGGCGAAGGACAGCGACCAGUACGUCUUCAUGAACUCCCCGGGGAGGACGAUCCCGGAGGAGGCGGUGUGCGGAGCGGGCCGGUCGCCCGCCGGCACCUUCGCCCCCUGCAGCCACACGGUGCCUUCGCCCCUGCGGCACAGCCGGACCGAGAGCUUCCUGAGCCAGCGGUGCCAGCGGGCGGCCCGGCCCAGCCGCCUCUCCCUGGAGACCUUGCGGACGAUGCUGCCCAGCAUGAACGAGCACCCUCUGCCGCCCGAGCCCAAGAGCCCCGGCGAGUACAUCAACAUCGACUUCGGGGAUGCCGCCGUCUAUUCGCCCCCCUCGCUGCCCGCCGACAGCCCGGCCUCCUCCCUGGGCUCAGGCACGGGGCAGAGGCGCUCCCCACUCUCUGACUACAUGAACAUCGACUUCGGGUCGCAGUCGCCCUCCCAGUCGGGCACGGUCUCGGUGGGCUCCCUGGAAGCGCUCUCGCCGGGCUCUUCCUCCAGCACCAGCCAGCCCGAGGGGCGCUACCUGAAGGCGGCUGUGGGGGUGGCCUGUUCGUCCAGCCCGUCCGAUGGCGGGGAUUACACCGAGAUGACCUUUGGCAUGGCCACCACCCCACCCCAACCCAUCGUUCAGAAGCCAGAAAGUGCCCGGGUCGACAGCCCCACGGCUGGGGUGAAGAGGCUCACCCUCUCCGGGGUGGAGGCUUUCAUCCUCUCCAGCCCUCCCCCGGACCCCAACCGGGGGGCCAAGGUCAUCCGGGCGGAUCCCCAGGGGCGCAGGAGGCACAGCUCGGAAACCUUCUCCUCCACCACCACUGUGACCCCCGUGUCCCCCUCCUUCGCACACAACCCCAAACGGCACAACUCGGCCUCGGUGGAGAACGUGUCCCUCAGGAAAAGCGAAGGCCUGGAGGAGGAGCAGGGUAGCAGCCCCAUGUGCCGGGAGACCUCGGCUGGCUUCCAGAACGGCCUCAACUACAUCGCCAUCGACGUGGUGGACGGGACCCUGGCAAACUGUGACAAAGCCAGGUCGAGAGCCAGGCACGUCCUGAACGGCGGCGUCAACGGCGUGGAGAUGAGCACCUAUGCCAGCAUAGACUUUCUGUCUCACAACCUGAAAGAAGCGAGUGCUGUGAAAGGUGAGUAG